Messenger RNA from Scomber scombrus (Atlantic mackerel), 807 nucleotides. It is a transcript of the gene stx12l, whose product is annotated as syntaxin 12, like. NCBI's taxonomy places the organism in Eukaryota, Metazoa, Chordata, Actinopteri, Scombriformes, Scombridae. Gene Ontology annotation, biological process: intracellular protein transport; vesicle-mediated transport; vesicle fusion. Bases 1 to 807 code for a protein of 268 amino acids. Gene Ontology annotation, molecular function: SNARE binding; SNAP receptor activity. The record is from RefSeq and is a predicted model, not a curated record. Gene Ontology annotation, cellular component: synaptic vesicle membrane; postsynaptic recycling endosome; SNARE complex. The transcript is spliced from 9 exons.
AUGUCCUACAUGAGAGCAGACAGCAGCCGUUCCCAGCCGCGGGACUUCAGCAGCCUCAUCCAGACAUGCAGCUCCAACAUCCAGAAGAUCAGCCAAAACACUGGCCAGAUCAAAAACCAUGUCCAACAGCUGGGGACGAGACAGGAAACCCCCGAACUUCAAGAGAAGCUCCAACAGCUCCAGCACUACACCAACCAGCUGGCUAAAGAAACCAACAGACACCUGAAGGAGCUGGGCUCACUACCUCCAUCACUGUCUCCAUCAGAGCAGAGGCAGCAAAAGCUCCAGAAGGAGCGUCUGAUGAACGAUUUCUCUGCAGCCCUCAACAACUUCCAGGUGGUGCAACGGAAGGCAGCAGAGAAAGAGAAGGAGUCAGUGGCCAGGGCUCGAGCUGGAUCCAGGGUCAUGGGAGAUGGAGGCAAUGUGGAUGAACAGCUGGUUACAUUUGAAAAGGAGGACGAGGUGAGUCAGAGCCAGACUCAGAUUGAGGAGCCGGGCUUCACUGAGGAGGACCUGGAGAUCAUCAAGGAGAGAGAGACCAACAUUAAACAGCUGGAGGCCGACAUUAUGGAUGUGAACCAGAUCUUCAAGGACCUGGCUGUGAUGAUCCAUGACCAAGGAGAGAUGAUUGACAGCAUCGAGGCCAACGUGGAGAGCGCUGAGGUCCAUGUAGACAGAGGCGCUGUCCAGCUUCAGAAAGCAGCUUAUUACCAGAGGAAGUCCCGUAAGAGGAUGUGCAUGCUGGGCAUGGUGCUGACGCUGGUCCUCGUCAUCCUGACCAUCAUCAUCUGGCAGGCACUCAAAUGA